AUGGCCCACCGUGCGCGCGACCAGGGCCGCGUGCCCGUGACCCAGGCCACGGUGCUGACGCUGCCCCCGAACAGCCAAGCAAAGGACCUGAGGCCCGGGCAGACUCCCAUGGACUCCCUGUUGGGGGGGGCGUUUGCUGGAGCCGUGGCCAAAACGGCCAUCGCACCUCUUGACCGCACCAAGAUCAUCUUCCAAGGCAAGAACAACUUGUCCUCAAAAAGAUUUUCAGCUAAGGAGGCCUUCAGGCUCAUCUACUGCACGUACAUGAAGGACGGGCUGCUCAGUCUGUGGAGGGGGAACUCUGCCACCAUGGUGCGGGUCAUGCCCUACGCCGCCAUCCAGUUCUGCUCACACGAGCAGUACAAAAAGCUGCUGGGGGGCCACUACGGCUUCCAGGGAAAAGCUCUGCCCCCUUUGCCUCGUUUCCUGGCCGGGUCCCUGGCCGGGACCACCGCCGUCAUGCUAACCUACCCGUUGGACAUGGUGCGAGCCAGAAUGGCCGUCACGGCCAGAGAAAUGUACAGCAACAUCAUGCACGUGUUUGUGCGCAUCUCCCAGGACGAAGGCGUGAAAACCCUUUACAGAGGCUUCACCCCCACCAUCCUGGGUGUCAUCCCAUAUGCAGGGAUCACAUUCUUCACUUACGAGACCCUAAAAAAACUACACGCAGAGAGGACGAAUCGGGCCCAGCCGUACGCCUCCGAGCGGCUGGCCUUCGGGGCCUGCGCGGGCCUGAUCGGUCAGUCGGCGUCCUACCCGCUGGACGUGGUGCGCCGGCGCAUGCAGACGGCCGGCGUCACCGGCUCCUCCUGCGCCACCAUCCUGGGGACCAUGCGCGAGAUCGUGACCCAGGAAGGGGUCCGGCGGGGGCUGUACAAGGGCCUGAGCAUGAACUGGGUCAAGGGGCCCGUGGCGGUGGGCAUCAGCUUGACCACCUUCGACAUCACGCACAACCUCCUGCUGAAGUUCCACCAGAUGGGCUCCUUCAUCCACUGA
Menidia menidia (Atlantic silverside) is the source of this 996-nucleotide messenger RNA. The record is from the annotation of a GenBank genome assembly. NCBI's taxonomy places the organism in Eukaryota, Metazoa, Chordata, Actinopteri, Atheriniformes, Atherinopsidae.